This is a messenger RNA of Thrips palmi, 1487 nucleotides long. RefSeq names its product LIM domain only protein 3-like. The coding region runs from base 124 to 909 and encodes 261 amino acids. The transcript is spliced from 6 exons. NCBI's taxonomy places the organism in Eukaryota, Metazoa, Arthropoda, Insecta, Thysanoptera, Thripidae. The record is from RefSeq and is a predicted model, not a curated record. Gene Ontology annotation, molecular function: transcription coactivator activity; DNA-binding transcription factor binding. Gene Ontology annotation, cellular component: nucleus. Gene Ontology annotation, biological process: positive regulation of transcription by RNA polymerase II.
CCGGACGAACGCGAAGCCAGGGGCGGAACCAGUGGCGCGGUCGGCAGAGGCUGGGGCCAGCACGGCACGGCACGGCCCCUCACCGUCGCCACCAUUCCUGGACGACGCGCGGUGCGGCGGAAGAUGACGAUGGACGUGAAGGCCGAGGCGCAGGCCGGGGCCGGGCCGCAGAAGUGCGCCGGCUGCGGGAAGACCAUCACGGAGAGGUAUCUGCUAAAAGCACUUGACAUGUUCUGGCACGAGGACUGCCUCAAGUGCGGCUGCUGCGACUGCCGGCUGGGUGAAGUGGGCUCCACCCUCUACAUCAAGGCCAACCUCAUCCUCUGCAAGCGGGACUACCUCAGGCUGUUUGGCAGCACGGGCUGCUGCGCGGCGUGCUCCAAGGUGAUCCCGGCCUUCGAGAUGGUGAUGCGGGCCCGGCACAACGUGUACCACCUGGAGUGCUUCGCUUGCCAGCAGUGCGGACACAGGUUCUGCGUCGGCGACCGGUUCUACCUCUGCGAGAACAAGAUCCUCUGCGAGUACGACUACGAGGAGCGGAUGGUGUUCGCCAACAUGGCGUACAACCCGCCGCCCAUCACGCACCUCAAGCGGCAGACCAGCCUGCCGCAGCAGCCCGGGAUGGCGGGCUUGGGCGCUUCCAUGACGCAGUGCCCUCCAGACAUGGGGUCACCAGAUCGACGCGGCGUGCCUCCGAUGCAGCAGCAGCAACAACAACAGCAACAACAACAACAACAACAACAACAACAACAGGGCAACGGGGCGGGCUCAACGGCGGCCUCGUCCUCCGCCUCCAGCAACGGCUUCCACCAGGUGGACGGCCUCGGCGCCGCCAUGGGCCAGGGCAUGGCGCAGGGCAUGGCGCAGGGCAUGGCGCAGGGCCUCGGACAGGGGCUCGGCUCCAAGUGAGGGCGGCGGGGCGGCAGGGCGGCGAGGCGCGGGCCGCCCUCUGCGUUCGACCUGCUGUGAGACCUCGGCCUCAACCACGGGGCACUCUCGGCCUCGACGCCGUCUCGGCCCUGCGUUGCAAUGCUGUUGUCCUUGUCGAGUUGAACCAGGCGGGUCACAGCACUUUUUGCCUAGGUUCUGGGACAAAGUGUUCGGGUUUGUUCUACCUGCUAGGUGGUUAUCUAGGGAAAGGAGAAUUUGGGGAGGUGGGGAUGAGAAUUGUCAUUUCGCCCCCUUCUCUGGGUCCGUGCUUCAGCAGACCUGGGUCUGGUUCUCUGAGACGAGUCAUCGGGCUGUGCUGUGCGGCAUCGUGCGAGUGACUGCAAACCAAUGGUGCCAAAAAAAUAUGUGAAUCAGUACAAAUUGUUGGGGAGCAUUUAACAGUAUUACUUACAUGUUAUAGUCUUAUAGAUCUCAACGAAUCCUAAUUUAUAGAUGCAAAGUUUAUGAAGUUUUGUUAAAUUUGUUUUCCUCCGCGCAGUGUGAUAGUCAAACAGAAAAGUGUAGCUGUCAAAUAAAACAUGAUUAUUUGAACAAUA